Messenger RNA from Conger conger (European conger), 3273 nucleotides. RefSeq names its product transmembrane protein 79-like. The record is from RefSeq and is a predicted model, not a curated record. The transcript has 5 exons. Gene Ontology annotation, biological process: regulated exocytosis. NCBI's taxonomy places the organism in Eukaryota, Metazoa, Chordata, Actinopteri, Anguilliformes, Congridae. Bases 483 to 1826 code for a protein of 447 amino acids. Gene Ontology annotation, cellular component: lysosomal membrane; trans-Golgi network membrane.
AGUGAAUAAAUGCUCGAUGUGUAUUAUGCAUUGGCGUCUGAAUGUUUGUCUUGUGCACCCUGCGAUUUGCCCUCAAAGGCAAACAUCCCCAUACGUCUCCUUUAAGACAAGUAUUCCCCUUUAAUGUUUCACCUGCCACACCUGGGCCCCCACCCCCGUAAAAGUUUCACAAUAACAAAAGGCUGACUUCGUGUCCGACAGAUUCCAUUUUAACUUCUCGUAAAAAUGGAGCCCCAAAGGUGAAUUCAAAUAUAAAGCACAGGUACAUGGUACAUCGUGGUAUACCAGUUUCCUUUUGCUAUGCCUUGCAGGGAGGAAAGAGCAGGAGCAUGUUGACCUGACCAAUAAAUAAAAAGGCAUAAUAAAAAAUAAAAAGUGAGAAAUUGGCAUAGCUUGCAGGGAGGAGAUUUGUAUUCAAAAACAAACACACAGAGAAACCCAGACAGAGGCUUGUAUACAGGAACAUUUGAAAACAGGACAAAAUGCCUGAAAUCAUGUCGCACGAUCUGGAGCCUGACUCCAAAACCAGUGGAGUCACUGCAGAACCUCAAACUCUGCCGAAGCCUGAACACGAGGAGGAGAACAAGGUGGAGGGAAAGAACGUAGUGAAAGGAGAGGAUCAGGGUGAAGAUGAAGAAAACAAAAUGGAGGAAGAGGAGAAGGAAGAUGAGGAGGAGGCGGUCAGCUCUGCUUUGCUGGAGCCAAGCACUCUACAAUGGCCAGAGAACAAAGAGAGGGAGGUGACUGGAGGUGCAGGGUUUGUGAAAGGAGAGGGAGAGGAGGAGGAAGAGGGGGCAGGAGCGGCAAGGGCGAAAGAAACUGAGGCAGAGAAUGGGAGCGUGGAGUCCCUGUGCACCUCUGCGAAAGGGCAGGAGAGCAGGACGGAGAGUGACCGAGAGCUGGAGAGGAGGGACAGGGAGUCAGUGGAGGGGUGGAUGGAGCUCGAGAAGGAGAUGGGGAUGAAAGAGGAAAAGAAACCAAACCCUUUCGAGAUAGAAGUGGAAGAGGGAGAUGCCCUGGUCAACUCGAUGCCCGAGAAAGCCGCUGGAGUCUUCAGCCACAGUGUCACAAUCCUUCACAGCUCCAGCAAGCCAGAGUCCCCAGGGGAGCUCUGGAGAGGCGACCCAGAGACGGCUCCCUUCCUUGGCCCCCACGCGACCCUACCGAAUGACUACUAUGAUCACUGGACCAAAAAGAAGUCAAAAUGUGGAUGUUGCGGUACUGACCGGGCUGCUCUGAAGGUUGGUGUGUCAGUCUUCACCGCGGGACUCAUCUUCCCUCUCCUUGUGUGGGGUGGUUAUGUCUUCCUGCCGUUUGAUGCCCCACUGCUCAACAGCGCCGCCUUACGGCUGAUCUACACAUUGCGCUGCUCAAUCUUUGCUACAGUUCCAAUAAUACUGGGCAUGUUUGUGUUGGGCGUGUCCCGGCUGCGUUUCGGAGCGGUGAAGGCCUUGUGCGAGGGCGAGGAAGAGAGCAGGGAGGUCCGCGUUCACCGGCAGUACAUCAGCGACUCCAUCUCCCUCUUCCUGCUCUACUUCCUUCAGCUGGGCAUCAUGGCAACUUACCUGAGCCAAGAACUACUCAAACUAGUGCCUCUACUGACUAUUAUCUUUGCUUUUGGCAGGCUGAUCUACUGGAUGUCGAUGGCCAUGGGCAGCAGUGUUCGGGGAGUGGGCUUUGGCUUUUCCUUCCUGCCUAUACUGGCCAUGCUGGGGGCCAACCUGUACUUUAUGUUCAUGCUGGAUGCAGGGGGCAGCAUCUUUGCCAUGGAGGGCCUGGCUGCCCCAGAACCGGAAUAUACCCCCCGGCAGAGGUACUGGGGCUAGAGCCAGGAGGGAGGCCUGGACCUGGAGAGAGGACCAAAUCACAUUUGGACUAGAACCGACUAGAUGUUGUAGACUGUUAUGUUUGCAAUGGGAAGAGUUGGACAGGGGCUUUGUUCAGUCUCAUAGACUAAAAAUGAAAAUCUGUAAAUUAAUGAUUUUAUUCCUGCAUUUUUGUACAUUUUAUUAUCUUUGUAGGUGUGAAUGUUAUUACUAGUGCCCAGAUAAAAAUUUUUGUUACAGCCUAGAUUCAUGACAACAUAAUGCAAAUCAAAAUGGCCUCCUGGCUAUUCCUCUGAGCUGACACAUGACAUGUACAGUCAGUUAAUUUCUAGAUGUCUAGUCUAGUUUAUUGGUUUUGAUUGAGGAAUUUGGUGAUGGUUUACAACAAACAAGUUGGACAAAGACCUUGUUUUUGGCUAAACCUGGUAGUCUGAGCUUUAUUCAUCAGGGUCAGGAGAGUCGAGCUCUGAACCGUCUACAUGCACAUGCUGAUGUUUACUGUGUAUUUCCCAGCUGCUCUAUCAUUUAUUCUCACUCUCGAGGGAGAAAAGAAAUCCAUGUUUUGUAAUGUUAUGCCUUUGGAUCAAACGUACAUAAACAUACACUUCAGCUCUGAUUGAUGAUCCUGUGCCCCUCUCUCUGUACAACAACCAGGAUCCAUCAUACAGACAUCCCAGCCUUUCCCUGUAUACCAGGGUUGGGAAGGUGGUGUGAUUAGUGUGUAUGCAUGUUUUAUUUUCUGCAAUUAAUCCAUUACCUAAUUAGCUGUAAAAACAAGUGCUGGUUCACUCCUAGAUUAUAGUAAAAUAUUAUAGCAAAAUAUUUAGGAUAGAGACACAAGGACAGUUUUUAGAUUAACUGAUGAAAUUACAGAGAAACGUAGCUGAAAUAAGAUAAUGUAAAUUAUUUGGCAAAUGAAAUAAUUCAGAGACUUGGUGUGAAAACCAGAAAUGUAAAGGCUCUGCGCUGCCCAUUACCAGUAUAGACAAAUACUACUUGCAGUGUAGUGUUCAGUUUGAGAAUCGGCAAGGAAGGACUAUCUAGGAAGUCCAUAACAACUGAAUUUACUGGGAUAUUAGGCUGCCUGAAAGCAAUGUAUAGCAUAGAUAGUGGUGAUAAUGACUUCUAAAUAGUUAAAUGAGUCAAAACUAUUGCAGCCUUCACCAGUAUAUAUCGAGCAUUGUGAGUAAAAACAAUGAUCUGCUAAAAUGAAGUAUGAAUGAAUGAGACAAAAUGCAUAUCUAGGAGUCACUACACUGAAAUGUACGCUAUUUAAUUGUUCAUACUGUAAUUAUUACAUUAAGAGCACUAUUUUCACCUGCACAUUUAAGACAUAUAAUGUCAAUGGUUGUCCUUCGAUCCUAUGUUUACUUUUUAACUUUGCUAUUUUUUCAAAUAAUUUUAGUGAAACAUUGAUGUAAAGCACAUUAAAGUAUACAUUAUCUGA